Verticillium dahliae VdLs.17 is the source of this 2889-nucleotide messenger RNA. RefSeq names its product COM1 protein. Bases 341 to 2488 code for a protein of 715 amino acids. The transcript has 3 exons. The record is from RefSeq and is a predicted model, not a curated record. Lineage: Eukaryota; Fungi; Ascomycota; Sordariomycetes; Glomerellales; Plectosphaerellaceae.
ACACGACCUGGCCCUUCACUCGAACAGCCUGUUUGUUCGGUGAUUCACCUGGACCUUUUGUCAGGCUGUUUGUAUUGUUCAGCCAGGUGGCCAACCUACAAGCCCGACAAUCCACUCCAUUGGCCUCUUUGUACCAAUACCUAGACACCCCUUCGACUCGUACCGACAAUGUGACGGCCGAACCUUCAGAGAACCUUCUCUUUCGACCAACCUCUUAAGAGUCUGAGCCUCACACGAGCCACCGAUUUCUACCAUACCCAUCCUCCGAGCUACAACAUAUCCACUCGUAUUUACGGGAUCACUCGCGACCUCCCUCUGAAUAUCUCCACACAACCUCACAAUGGCCUCGCUGAAGGUCCCAGAUGCGGGCCUCCAGUUGGAGGGCUCCCCUGACGCUUCGGUCGGCGUACCUACACAGGCUUUUGCCCUCAGUCUGUCUGACAGCGUUAUUGAGGACAUGAUCAGGUGUGUCCAGAAUGGCGAAGACAUCCAGCUGUCUUUGGGAAACAGCCCGACCUUCCUGUACGGUUCAGAUUCCUUCACGCCUUCGCCGAUAUCCGAUCCCGCCUCCGUCGACAUUUUCCUCACAAAGCCCUUCGAAUCCACCAAGAUCGCCUCUCGAAUUCCAAUCACAACCUCACUCUGGCAGAAACCAAGCUCUCCACGAUCUGAUACCAGUGAACACAAUGCUUCUGCCAGAUCCAAAAACCUUGCUUCGUCCUCAGCAUCUUCUGCUCUGGACUCAGAUGCAGAAAACCUACAGAAUUCCAUGGCAGCAGCGGAGGCAUCGAAGAAGCACUCACGCAUUCUUGAGAAGUCGAUGCCUACACAAAAAAAGCCAUCAGCCAAGGCGAAAUCCAAGUAUCUUUCGAGCAUGGCGUCGUAUGGUACAGGCGGCUCUCUACCGUCUUCCCCAGCGUUGACAGCGGUGGGGUCUCCAUCUCUUAACCAAGGCUACGGUGCUUCUCAACAAUCGAGGGACAAGGCCAAGGGUCAGAGGACCAUGAUUGUCCACGAAUUAGCCGCAGCAGAUCAGUCUUAUGACUUCCUGGAAUCAAAAUGGGAUGGCAAGGCGGACGACUUCAAGCUUACUCUUGAAAAGGUUGCCGACUUCGACAACAGUGCACAAAAGUGGAUGCUAAAGAGACUUUACUGGAAAGAACUGGACGUUUGGAGAUAUGAUUACGACAGUCCUGACGAUAGGCAAAAGGCUAUCGACAAUGCUAUUCGGGCCUUCGACAAGAUGCGGUUGGGAAUCGAGGAACCCGAAUGGCAAAAGCUGCUCCCCAAAGAUGAGCGUGGCAAGGGGAAAAUCCUGAGCAAACUGCAAGCCAACAUCGCCAAAGGCCCGGCUGUGCCAACACCGAAGAUCAAGGUUCAAAAGGCCGACGAUGGGACAAGCGAUGCGGGCGGCGAAGACGCACUCAAGAUCGAUGAUGGGAGGAGCUCGGUGCGAUCCAACUCAUCAUUGCCGGGGAAAAAGAAGGUCAGCAGCGCCGAUGCACAAGUCAAGAGGCUCUUGUCGAACAAGCCCAGCAAACCCAAAGCAGCCCCAGCAAAAGCGCCGGCCUCCAAGUACGCGAAGGACAGGGUUUCAUCGUCUGCACCGGCAAAGGGCGGCAAGGUACUCUCAGCGGAGUUCAUCUCAGACUCCGAUUCAGAGUCUUCAAGCAAUAAGCCGAUGGCUAGUGUCUCGUCAUCGAAGACCAAGAGGCCAUCGCCAGCCCCGGCUCCUAGGCCGAAGGAAAAGCCAGCCCCAGCCUCGGCCCCGGCCCCGCGACCUAAGUACCCUCCUAGACCGAAGCCUGUCGAACGGCCAGCCGAGCAGUCAAAUGAGCGACUGGUGGAUCGUGAGCCCACAAGGCAAGCCAAAACACAAGCGCCGGUCAAGCGGCGCAGAGAUGAGGAGCCGGAGGAGAGCAGCUCAAGUUCGGGCGCGCCGCUCGCCAAGCGUAUGAAGCCGAAAAUGUCAACAACUGGUGAGAAGGCACCGAUCAGGCCUCCAACGAAGCUCAAGCAGCGACCCAUCCCUGCGGACACGACACGAAACUCCUUGGCUUCAAACGGUAGUCUCCCCUAUAAAGCCACCAAGAACACUUCGCCGACCAAAUCUUCGCCACUGGCCUCCUCGCCGCCGACGAACGCUUCAGAUCUUGAGCAGCGACGCCAGCUCCCUCCGGACCUGGCCCCCAUCAACCGCAAGCGCAAGGUCACUGCUGACACUUCUGAUGAUGGCUUGUCAAGCAAGGGCAGCACCACAAGUGCCGACAGCAAUAAGCGAUACAAACCCAUUGGCCAGGAUCUUGUUCGCAAAGCACACAAGUUCAAGAUGUUCUAUGAGAAGUACGCAUCGCUACACCGAGAGAUUGCGAACAUGGACCAUCCGCCAAAGGAUCGACUGGCCGAUCUGAUCGAUAUGCGACAGCGGUUACAGAACAUGAAGACGGACAUCUACAGAGAGUGCCCGCCUGCCAUCGCGGCAGUCUAGAAGUGAUUCCGGUAGGUACAAUGAGUGUACGAUGAACGGCCGAGGGGUGUGCGGACAGCAUCAUGAAAGGACCUUUCAAGAGCGCCUCAGCUCAAACGAACCAAAGCAUCAGCAACAGCGUUUUGUUUUCUUUCAUUAUUUCUUUCAGUUUAAUGGGGCAUUUGCAUCAGACCAGGAUCAGGUCAGGAUAUCGACGACACCGGCUAAGGCCCAGGUCAUUCUGCUUUUUGAUAUUGCAUGGACAAAAUGGCAAGAUGGAGCCAGCAGCUGCGCCUGGGGACAGGCUACCGCAAAUCCACGUUCUUUCUUCCUCUUGAUACCACAAGCUGUUACAGUUGAACAGACACAAUAUGCCUGAUUGAAUUUAACGGAAAUGCUGAUACAUUGGGUUGUGAUUUCGA